CACUUUCAGUAGGUGUCGCUCUAUCGCCAAAACGAAGAAAAAUCGGUCUAUUUUCAAGUUAUUAGAUAACCUUCAAAUGUUUUAUUUUUAUUGAACAGAUAACAAGUUGUCGAACUUACAAAGUGUCGUGAAUUUUGGAUAAAAAUCUGAUAAUUAAUGAUCUAAUACAUAAUCAUGAACACUUUAAAUAAAAUUACAGCUUUGAGUUCUUCUGUUCCCAAAAAUGCAAGAUUUAUCGCUACAACAAGUUCUUGUUUAAAUGCUGAUGAUGGAUGGCUAUCGAAACUUCUGGUGCGAAAAAUCGAACCGACCAAAGAAUCUCACAGUCGUAUGCUUAGCGACAAGGAGAUUGUAUAUGCCUUACAUACGCAUAACAUUAGGCCGGACUCAGUUGAUAAAUAUUUAAAAAACUAUGCCACUUCUGUGGCAUUUGUAGAAUCCCGGAAAGCAGACCUUGGCUGUGAACUAGUAGGAUCAUGGACAGUGUCUGUGGGAGACAUGGAUCAAGCUCUACACUUAUGGCGGUAUGUUGGUGGCUUCGAAAAGAUUGACAAGGCCAAAAUAUUGUUCAAGGAAAAUCCUGAAUAUCGGGCACUAGAGAAGGAGCGAGGAAACUUUGUAAGGUCUCGUCACCUGCAAUAUUUACUCGCCUUCAGUUUUUGGCCCUCGGGCGAGCCCCGCACACCCAAUAAUAUCUAUGAAAUUCGAUCCUACAGCUUGAAGCCAGGAACUAUGAUAGAGUGGGGCAACAAUUGGGCUCGUGGUUUGACCUACCGCCGCGCUAAGAACGAAGCCUUCGCUGGAUAUUUCUCGCAGAUUGGGCGGCUUUACAACGUACAUCAUAUUUGGUGUUACAAAGACCUUCAAGCUCGACGUGAAACGCGUGAGAGUACAUGGCGUAACCCGGGUUGGGACGAAUGCGUCGCGUACACGGUCCCACUCAUUCGGGAAAUGCAUUGCCGCAUCCUGGAACCUACUGAAUUCUCACCCACAAAGUAAUUUGAAGUGUCAGUUGAAUGAUUGCAGUUACAUUUAAUGAGUAGCUUUUCAUUAUUCGAAUUUCAAAAUAUAUAUAUGUCAACAGCUACCGUCAAACAAAAAAUAUCUUUUUUAUAUUAGGCUCAACUACACGUCUUAUUCACAGAGAUAUUAAUUGGCUUCUUAAUGUAUAAGUGUGCAAAGUGAAGUAAUAUUUAGGUACACAUUAUAUGUAAUUAAAGCAAUCAUAUUUUUUUAUAUAAUUUGUUUGCAGCAACUAUGUAAGAAUUACACAAAGAAAUUGUUACCUAUUCUUUACCUCAUGGUACGAAUAGGGCAACUGGAUUAUAUUUUGUCAUCUUGCCAUAGUGUCACACGCCUAUCUGAUCUGGUAGUAAAACUGUUU
Messenger RNA from Pieris napi, 1384 nucleotides. It is a transcript of the gene Nipsnap, whose product is annotated as protein NipSnap. The coding region runs from base 175 to 999 and encodes 274 amino acids. The transcript is spliced from 6 exons. The record is from RefSeq and is a predicted model, not a curated record. Gene Ontology annotation, cellular component: mitochondrion. NCBI's taxonomy places the organism in Eukaryota, Metazoa, Arthropoda, Insecta, Lepidoptera, Pieridae.